ACUGCACUUGAGCACUGUGAAGCCUGCACGAUUUUAAGAUGAAGUACGACGUCCUUCCUCAAAAAGAGGCCCAGUCUCCUGCCUCCGAGGAUUUCGAGCACGACCAGCAUCACCCACCUCAGAGACGCGUCUCGGGUCCUAUCGUCACGCAAAUUGCCCUGAGUGUGGCAACACUGGUCUGUGUUCUCCUCUUCUUUUCAGUGUUCAUGUUGCAGGGAAGGCCUCAAUGUGCAGCACAAGACAACGGUUGGAAUGUAACGAGGCCCUACGGGAGGGAGAAUACCAGCCGAAUGAGCCUGGAUCAUGAGCACGACGACUUGUGGAGUGCUUUCGAGCUGAUGCCGGCGUUUGGAGCCAUGUCCAAGGAUAAUCCAGACACGUCAGGCAUGAUCAGCAUGUUUCACCAGAUACAAUGCCUCGCUUCCUUGCGAUCAGCUCUACAAUCGGCGCAAGACGGCAAAGAUAUAGGAAACAGCGAGAAGGAGGGUCGACAUUGGUCACACUGUUUUGACUAUCUCUACCAGACAGUGCGCUGCUACGGAGACGACACGGAUGAAUGGGAGAUCUUCACCCGGCCGCGGUCGAAGCAGAGCUCAGGCAUGGACACCAUGAGAACAUGUCGGGAUACUUCGCAGCUUGUCAAGCGGGCCUGUGACGCUCGGAAGUUCUAUAUUGACGUGGGUUGGAUAGAUGGGUCUCUACCAAGCAUGUGUGAGACGGGAGAGAUGCCGUGGUGAUGUCUCGACUUUAGAUACCGUAUGAGAGAUUCGUUGCCAGUGUCACGGGAGUGGAACAGCAG
Molecule: messenger RNA, 799 nt
Organism: Neohortaea acidophila
Lineage: Eukaryota; Fungi; Ascomycota; Dothideomycetes; Mycosphaerellales; Teratosphaeriaceae
Exons: 3
Coding region: 39-737 (232 amino acids)
Biological process (GO): mycotoxin biosynthetic process
Source: RefSeq, a predicted model, not a curated record